AUGGCUCGGAUCAGAGUGACGACAAUCGACCCUGACUACCAGUCCGAUGACGCAGUAGCUAUGCCGGCUGACCCUAUAAAUCAAGAACAAGCCGAGGAACCGGCUGAGGCAGGUCCUAAUGAGGAAGUUCCACAAAAUUCUCCAAGUACACCUAGCACCCCGGGUGACAGUAUCUUGGAUAGCUCUGGUUCCAACGGUGAGGAAUCCGGAGAGGAAGCCGACGAGGGAUUCGAAGAGGAAGCCGGCGAGGGAUCCGUGGAGGGAUCCGUGGAGGGGUCCGGAGAAGGGUCAGCUGAUAAUGGGGAGUCUGGCCCUGGCCCUGAUGAAGAGUCUUUUGAAGAGGCGGCUCCUGUUGAAGAAGAGGCCUACAAAUGGCCGGCUAAGGGUGACCCGACUGAUAUGACCAUGUCCGCCAGGGAUGUGGUCACUUUGAACGCCACACUCCCUGCUUUUUGCAGAAAAAGCCGGUUGGAGAGGGGUGGGAAGUGGUCGUCCCGCCUGUAG
This is a messenger RNA of Chenopodium quinoa (quinoa), 504 nucleotides long. RefSeq lists its product as uncharacterized. The record is from RefSeq and is a predicted model, not a curated record. The coding region runs from base 1 to 504 and encodes 167 amino acids. Lineage: Eukaryota; Viridiplantae; Streptophyta; Magnoliopsida; Caryophyllales; Amaranthaceae. The transcript has a single exon.